This is a messenger RNA of Alosa alosa (allis shad), 2556 nucleotides long. Its product is annotated as cell adhesion molecule 3-like. Lineage: Eukaryota; Metazoa; Chordata; Actinopteri; Clupeiformes; Clupeidae. Gene Ontology annotation, molecular function: integrin binding. The transcript has 6 exons. Gene Ontology annotation, biological process: cell adhesion. The record is from RefSeq and is a predicted model, not a curated record. Bases 879 to 2117 code for a protein of 412 amino acids.
UUCACAGUAGAUCUACAGAGGAGGAUCAUAUUGUGAGUGAUCAGAGAUGCAGUUCUCCGUAGGCCUAUUUCUGAGGUAAAUAAGGAGUGAAAUUAUAAAUUGACAGGCAACAUCAGGAAGCCUUUGAAGCUGGAUUAGCAGAGGUGUUACAUAUCUGUUUUUCUUUUUUUUUUUGUUGGACCAUGAUCCUAGCAGCAGAGUUUUGAAUUAUUUGGAGGCGCUGAAGGAGCAGGGAUUAAACUGCAAUAGUCAAUGAAAGACGUAACAUAAGUGUUGACCAGGACUUCUGCACUGAGGUAGUUUGUGCCAUCAUUGAGUGUCGUCAACAUAGCUGUGAUUGUGAAAUGAAACACAGUCAUGGGGAAGGAUGUUGGAUUCUAAAGAAAUGAUAAGUAGCCUUGAGUAUUGAGAUUAAAGUGACCCUAAAAAUGGUUUAUAAUCAUGCUUCAUGUAGCCAAUAGGAAACAAAAACAUGGGUUUAACAUAUUAAACAUAACAUAACAACCAAUGAGAGAUAUGUAAUAAUAGCAUGUUUUCUUGGUUAACUGAUUAGGACAAUAAUUAACAAAUGAGGACAUACUGUAAGUCUAUGGCAAAAGGUACCUAGAGUAACUGAUACAACUUCAUCCACGUGUACUGGAUUAGAAUCCUGGACAGCACAUUUAAUAUUUGUAAUAGGCUAAUGCUGAGUUGCCAACAUUCAACACUGGCUUGGCACAAAAUAGACAAAGAUUGUGGAGUAAUUCGGGAGGAGGAGAAAGGUACAGGCAUGGUAUGCACUGCAGUCACUAGAAUUUGCUAUUUUUUUUACAUUACGGCAGAGCAGGGAAGAGAAAGCACAGCAGGCCAUAACUCACUGUUCAACAACACAAGUAGGUAUGUCAGUACCAGGCUCUGGGGCCGACCCACUCACAACCAACCAGCCUGCUGUCUGUCGAGGAGCUGAGUUCAGCAUGGAUCAGAUGGACUACUCUCUAAGACCAGGAGUUUUCUGGACACUGCUUCUGAUUUUAUUCAACUCGACACCAUCAAACCAGGAGUGCAUCGCAGGGAAGCCCAUCGUGGACCCCCCCGGUCUGGUGGUGAAGUACGGAGACCCAGCCACAGCAACCUGUCGUACACCUUACGACAUGGAUGUCAUAGGCUGGAAUGCAACAGUGGGAGCUGCAAGUGAAGAGAACACACAGCAGCUGGUCUGGACCGUGCCCAGCGUGACUGACUGGUCACUGGGCAGAGGCAUAACAUGUGUCACCAGUUCAAUGGAACAUGGGCAAUGCCAGACCCAUCUCCCUAUCACCAUUUACAAAAUUCCUGAGCGUGUGACCCUUGUCUUGUUAUACCCCCCUGUGCCACUGAUUGAGGGGAGGGUCUACACCCUCUACUGUAUGGUCCGCAACGUCGCCCCUCUCGCUAACCUCACUGUUAGGUGGUUCGGAGGAGACAAAGCAUGGGCGAACGCGGACAUCGUUUCGGUGGAGGGUGAAGAGGUCGCCAUGGUGAAGUAUCGCCUACUUAUCACAGCUUCCAGUGAGGACCACAGAGCCUCCUACAGUUGUGCUGCCCAACUGGAUCUGAACACAGCUGAGCCCAUUCCUGACACCAGAUCGAAUAGUGUCCUACUGGAAGUAUUGUAUAAACCCAGGGUGGUUAACGCCAGUAUGGAUGUGUCCCUCAAACCAGAGAGUAGGCUGGACCUGAUUUGUGAGGGCGAAGGCAACCCUAGCCCCUCGUAUCUAUGGAAACACAAUAGGGCAGUUUUGGCCAGUGAGAACAAAACAACUCUCUCGAUCGAGUCCGUCAGCUGGACCCACGCUGGAGUUUAUGAGUGCAUCAUCACUAACACUCAAGGAGACGUUACUGUCAGCAUUAAGGUCGAUGUUGAAGUGCCUUCUUUGACAGUCACUGGAGUCUUAGUGUGGAUAGCAGGGAUAGUAGCUGCGCUGGGCGUGGGAGUGGGCGUGGGCGCUGCCAUUGUCGAGUACCGGAGGACCAAGAGGGGCCACUACCAGCUGAGGAAGCACAGGGCCAGAAGCAAAGCUGUAGAGGCAACAGCACUGCAAGAGACAGCAGCUGUGGCUCAUCAUCAGGAGAAAGAGAAAGACUACAGACCCACCUGACUCUGAAUACAAGAGAAAAUCACUGGGUUUUGAUUUUGUCUGUUUUGGGGGUUUUUUUGUCUGUUUGUCUGUUCAUGUUUUAGCACUUUGAGUUGUAUGUUUGAUGAAAUCUUUUCAUUUACAGUGUGACAGGAUGGUACAAGGAUAUGAUGGGAUGGAAAGGAAAUUUAGCAGCAAGAAGGAGGAAGAAGCAAAAGACAGAGAGAGACAGAGAGACAGAGAAAGAAAGAAGACUCACUCCUUCAUGUAUAGCCUGUAUUUAGGCCUACAAAUAAAGAACAAAAUGGUCAUUAGUAUGCUGCAACUGAAAUCCAGCUUCCUAGCCAUGAAAGAAGAGAAAUGCACAUAUUCUGUUUGUUAAUAUGAGUCGUUGUGCUUUCCUUAAUGGCUAUGAGAAUAAAAAAAUAUUUGUUUUUAUUAUUCAUUUCUAACCAACAUU